Manis pentadactyla (Chinese pangolin) is the source of this 1758-nucleotide messenger RNA. It is a transcript of the gene SYF2, whose product is annotated as SYF2 pre-mRNA splicing factor. Gene Ontology annotation, cellular component: catalytic step 2 spliceosome; Prp19 complex; post-mRNA release spliceosomal complex. Lineage: Eukaryota; Metazoa; Chordata; Mammalia; Pholidota; Manidae. The record is from RefSeq and is a predicted model, not a curated record. Bases 92 to 829 code for a protein of 245 amino acids. The transcript is spliced from 7 exons.
CAGUGGGUUACUAGCACGUAUCGGAGGGGCUGCCCUAGGGCCGGCGGAAGUGCUCUGUGUUGUUGCCGGAAGUGGGAAUAGAAAGCCUGUGAUGGCGGCUGUAACUCGGCCCGAGGAGGUGCCGGUGGGCCGCGCGGAGGAGGAGCAGCCCCUAGCCGCGCCCGAGGAGCUGGCCGCUCAGAAGCGCGAACAGAGACUGCGCAAGUUCCGGGAGCUGCACCUGAAGCGGAAUGAAGCUCGUAAGUUAAACCACCAGGAAGUUGUUGAAGAAGAUAAAAGACUUAAGUUACCUGCAAACUGGGAAGCCAAAAAAGCUCGUUUGGAGUGGGAACUACAGGAAGAAGAAAAGAAAAAGGAAUGUGCAGCAAGAGGGGAAGACUAUGAGAAAGUGAAGUUGCUGGAGAUCAGUGCAGAAGAUGCAGAAAGGUGGGAGAGGAAAAAAAAGAGAAAAAACCCUGAUCUGGGAUUUUCAGAUUAUGCUGCUGCUCAGUUGCGUCAAUAUCAUCGGCUAACCAAACAGAUCAAACCUGACUUGGAAACAUAUGAGAGACUGAGAGAAAAGCAUGGAGAAGAGUUUUUCCCAACGUCCAACAGUCUUCUUCAUGGAACACAUGUGCCUUCCACGGAGGAAAUCGAUAGGAUGGUCAUAGAUCUGGAAAAACAGAUUGAAAAACGAGACAAAUAUAGCCGGAGACGUCCCUACAAUGAUGAUGCAGAUAUUGACUACAUUAAUGAAAGGAAUGCCAAAUUCAACAAGAAAGCUGAAAGAUUCUAUGGGAAAUAUACAGCUGAAAUUAAACAGAAUUUGGAAAGAGGAACAGCUGUCUAACCCCUUCAGGAACUGCUUUUAGAAGCUUGAGAAUGGAAUGAAAAUUUCUGCUAGCAAAUUAAAGUUCUAUUUUAAAGUUCUAUGAGUAAACCAGAACUCAGUCUCUGCCUUCCACUCAGCAUUUAGAAAUAAAUGUUUUUUCUUAAACGUAUACUUCCAUGUAUAUUCCCACAUUUUUGUGCUUGGCUAUAAAAAGUAAUUCAUGAUGUAGUGUACUUGUUUUGUAAAAAUCUACUUUGUAUAAAUUCUAAUUACAUUAUUUUUCUAGGUAUUUUAAAUGUGUAUGACUAUUGAAUCUUUGAAGCAUUUUGUGGGCUUAAGAUUCAGCCCAAGUAUGGCUGAAACAGGGAACAUAAGUGCUGGUAGCGUACAUAAGUGCAAUGUUUGUUGCUGUGAAUAUUUUUAUGAAUUUGAAAAAAUCUAGAGCUGGACUCAGGAACCAUCUGGGGUUGUAGACUGAGGAGGAAGGUGGCAGCAGUUACUGGAGGGCUGGUCCAGGCUCUACCCAUGGCUGCUUAUGACCAAGUUCAGGAGCACAGCUAUCCUCUCAUGAAUAUGGACCUCAUACAGCUCCCGUGGAAUAGAAUCCCUACUAAACACUUUUUUUAUCAUUUUAAAACAAAUAUUUGUAUAUGUGCAAACACAGAUAUGCUUCCAUUCCAUAAACAUUAAAAUUUUUUUCUAUUAUGGGAAAUUCCAAAUGUAUUCAAAAGUAGACUAAUACAAUGAGGCCUGUGUACCCAAUACCCAUCUGAGAUAAUCAACUCAUGGUCAUUGUUUCACCUUUAUCCACGUUUCCUUCUAUGACUUCCAUGUUAUUUUGAAGCAAAUAUUAAAUGUAUCAUUUCAUCUAUUUUUCAGUGUGUAUCUGAAAGAUGAAGACUUAAAAACAUUCAACAGUUAUAUUUUAAUAAAGGUUCAGAGAGAAA